Messenger RNA from Ostrinia furnacalis (Asian corn borer), 1692 nucleotides. Its product is annotated as gustatory and odorant receptor 22. The transcript has 9 exons. Gene Ontology annotation, molecular function: olfactory receptor activity. Bases 50 to 1423 code for a protein of 457 amino acids. The record is from RefSeq and is a predicted model, not a curated record. NCBI's taxonomy places the organism in Eukaryota, Metazoa, Arthropoda, Insecta, Lepidoptera, Crambidae. Gene Ontology annotation, biological process: sensory perception of taste. Gene Ontology annotation, cellular component: axon; neuronal cell body; dendrite.
CCGGUCGUAUCCAGCGCUCAUCUCUACCGACAAUCACAGAUAACCAAACAUGGACAAGGAACGACAAAUGUUCCGUAUACACAACACUAAUCAGGUUAACGGGAAACAGAAAAACCCUGGCGAAGUAAGGGAAGAAUACGAUGCGAAAGAAAUCUACGGGCCGAAGAUCACGGACAGGGAUGGCGCACUAUUGGAUGAGCACGACAGCUUCUACCACACCACUAAGAGUCUCCUAGUACUGUUCCAGAUUAUGGGGAUUAUGCCCAUCAUGAGGGUUCCUAAAGAUGCCCAAACAACCAAAAGAACAACAUUCAACUGGAUAUCCAAGGCAACACUGUGGGCUUACCUGGUGUGGGGACUAGAAUGUAUUAUCGUUGUUAGAGUGGGCAAAGAGCGCUUAGCGAACUUUCAACAGAACACAAACAAGCGUUUCGACGAAGUGAUCUACAACAUUAUCUUCUUGAGUAUUCUCAUACCGCAUUUCUUGCUGCCCGUCGCGUCGUGGCGCCAUGGGCCUCAAGUGGCCAUAUUUAAGAACAUGUGGACCCAUUAUCAGUUGAAAUACCUAAAAAUCACAGGCACGCCGAUAGUGUUCCCAAACCUAUACAGCCUGACAUGGGGUCUCUGUGUGUUUUCGUGGGGCCUGAGCUUUGCUGUGAUCCUCUCACAGCAUUACUUGCAAGAUGACUUUGAGCUGUGGCACUCGUUUGCAUACUACCACAUCAUCGCUAUGCUGGACGGGUUCUGUUCAUUGUGGUACAUAAAUUGUAACGCGUUCGGGACGGCGUCCCGUGGUCUGGCCAUGAACCUUCAUAAAGCACUGGAGGCAGAACAUCCGGCAUUGAAGCUGGCUCAGUACCGCCAUUUGUGGGUCGAUCUGUCCCAUAUGAUGCAGCAGUUAGGUAGAGCUUACUCCAACAUGUACGGAAUAUAUUGCAUGGUCAUCUUCUUCACCACUACCAUAUCUCUCUAUGGGGCUUUAUCAGAGAUAUUGGAUUCAGGUCUCAGUUACAAAGAGAUGGGGUUGUUCGUCAUAGUUGGGUACUGCAUGACCCUGCUCUAUAUUAUAUGCAAUGAGGCAUACCACGCUACUAGAAAGGUCGGAUUUGAAUUCCAAGUGCGUCUUCUGAACGUGAACCUCACCACCAUAGACCGCAGCACCCAACGGGAGGUGCAAAUGUUCCUGGUGGCCAUCGCGAAGAACCCCCCAAUCAUGAACCUGGACGGCUUCACCAAUAUUAACAGGGAGCUGUUUGCUGCUAACAUUUCCUUCAUGUCAACGUAUCUUAUCGUGUUGAUGCAGUUCAAGCUAACACUACUACGACAGAGCGCGAGGAAGGCCGUCAAGACCAUCGUGAGAGCCGUCGUGAACGCUACGAAUGACGCCCCCGAUGAUGACGUAGAUGACGAUGAUGAUGAAUGAACAAGUUAAAUAAUAUUUUGAUAGCUGCUCCGUGACGAGAGAAAAUACUCGUAGCAUUCGUGAAAGAUUCAAUUUCGCAAUCGUUUUCGGAGAGAAGUAGCUACGAACAAAAAAAUCUAAGGCUGAGUUGCACCACCUAACUUUAACGGUAACUAUGACGAUAAUCGGUGCUUUUUGUAUGGAGUUUGACAGCUUUUUGACGUUUGUCAAAGUUAAAGUAAGAUGGUGCAACUCACCCUUAGUUGAUCGAUUUGGGGACUUAAAAUACU